UUUUUGUUUACUUUUGAAAUGGAUUUAGCAAUCGCUGUCGAGUAAUUAGCAUUCCGUAAACUUCAUCCCAAUCAUUUGGUCAACGUCUCAUUAAUGAAGCGUUGCAUUAAUUUAAAUGUGGAUAGGUAAUAAAUAAACAAAUAAAAACAUCGCCGGUGAUUUGUUCUGGUGAUUGGACGUACCAUGCAAAAGGCAAAAGUAUUGUAUUUCCGUGCAGUAUUGCUUACAAUUUGACAAUUGACAUGUUUUCUCAUGACAGCUGAACAGUUCUAUUUGUAUAGCAGCAUGUCUUUAAUUUCCUGCAGGUGCAAAGUUUAGUUUGCUUUCAAAGGAAAGAAAUAAUUUUUGCGUCUCCUGGCACAAGUUAGACCGGGUCCGCUAGUUUCUUCGCUCUCAGUUAUGUCGUUCGCAAACACUGUUGUAAUUUUGGGUUUAUAUCUAUUUAAUUUUUGUAAAUGUAACGACUUGUACAGUGACAGAGUUUUAAACUAUGACGAGGAAACAUUCAAGAAAAAUAUUGGUGGUAGUGUACCUCAUUUUGUGAACUUUUAUGCUCCUUGGUGUGGCUACUGCAAACGUUUGAAACCAGUAUGGGAUGAACUUGCCGAAAAGUAUAAUGUUGAUUCAACUGUUCAGAAACUUGCUAUUGCAAAGGUUGAUUGCACUUCUGAUACUCCAUUAUGUGCAGAAGAAAAUAUUUCUGGCUAUCCUUCACUUAUAUAUUAUCCAGCUAAUGAGAUGAAAGGUGAAAAAUAUCAAGGAAAACGAGACUUAACUGGACUAGAAGAUUUCAUUUAUAACCAUUUAGGCAGAAAAGAAAAACAGCCAAAAGUUUCAUCAUCCAAGUUGGCAUCCACUGCUGAAAGCGUUGCAUUCGUUCUUAAUGAUGAAAACUUUCACAAUACCAUUGACAAGGGACUGCAUUUUGUCAAAUUCUAUGCUCCUUGGUGUGGACAUUGUAUGAAAAUGGCACAUGCUUGGGAAGAACUGGCAGAAUUUUCUCAAAACGAUAAAUCUGUUACCAUUUCAAAAAUUGAUUGCCCUGCUAACAAAAAAUCUUGUGCAGAGUUUGAUAUUAAAGGAUUUCCUACACUGUUAUGGAUCGUUAACGGGAAAAAGAUCCAGAAAUAUCAAGGAGGAAGAAAUUUAAUGGAUUUUAAGAGAUUUAUUGCGGACAUGAAAGCUGCUCAUAAGGACGAAAUUGAGAGUGAAGAGGAAGAAAAAGUGCCAGAAGAGACAGAAAAAUCAGAUAAUAUAGUUGUUGAGCUCUCUGGUGCAAAUUUUGAUAGUGCCAUUGCUAAAGAUUUCAGCUUUGUUAAAUUUUACAUGCCUUGGUGUGGUCAUUCAAAAAGACUUGCACCGGUAUGGAAUGAGCUUGCUAAAAAAUUUGUUAGAAGUACUGAAAUCAAAAUUGCUGAAGUUGAUUGCAAUCAAGAUGAGGAGUUAUGUCAGAAAUAUAAAGUUGUAGGCUACCCAACAAUGCUCCUGUUUAGAAAUGGAGAACAUGUUACAGAGUAUGUAGGUCCUAGAAAACUAGAAGACUUACAUAAUUUUCUACAAGACUAUCUUGUACAUAGUGAGCUAUAAAACAAUUACAUCAAGCAUAAACGGUUAUCAAGUGAGGCAUAUGCUCAUCCUAUCAAGAAGGGCUCAUAUGAAAAGGAACAAACUGUCACCUUCAUCAUUCUACUCGAUUUCAACAAAGAGUCUACAUAAAGAUAUAACUGUAAGAACCUGAUAUUUUAAGCAGAACUUUUAAUACCUUAUGUUUUAAUGAAUCAAGCAGUUGAAUAUCAAAAACCCAAACACACUCCUAUGAAGUUACAUACUGUGGCAAUAUGUACUGUAUUGUGUAUUAUGUUCGGAUUUUUGACGUCCUGCUGCAAUGGUUUUUGUGAAAUAUUUUUCGCAUUAAUAGCGAAAUUUGUUUUCCAUGAAAAUGUAUAUCAUUCCUAGAAAUAUUGUGUAGACUUACUUUCAUGCAUCUAGGACAAUUCCAGUGAACCAUUUUUUUUUUUUUUUUUUUUGCGACAUCAACUGAAAUUUUAAAAGCUGAUGCUUUAACUUCCAUUAAGCAUCAGUCAUUCCAUUUCAAAUCAGGCAGGCAGGUAUGAAAAGUGUCAUAUGACCAUCAACGAUUUUUUUUGAAAAAAAUACAGUAGUUACAACUAAGGGACAUAUGAAAUAUCCCAAAAGUAUUUUGCAAGAAAUUGUUUUUUUCUUCAGUUACAGCCUACUAAAAUUUUUCACAAAACAGCCAUUUUGGAAAAAACGAGCAAAACACUCGAUUUGAAAUGGACACUAUUUCAUAAGUAUUUAACCUAAUUGAAAUAUUUUUUUUUCUAAAAAUAAAUAAGGACCCAUAUAUUAUUUAGACAUCGUUUUUGAAACUUUAGUUAAGUUUUUUGAUUAAAAAAAAAAUAUGGCGAAAAAACUGCAUUUUUACCGAUUUUAUGAUUUUUUUCCUCCAUGAAAAAAGUUUUUUUGACUAAACAAAGAUGGCAGUCUAAAGCCUUUAUAUGAUGGUUUCACAAAAAUAAUAUUUUUCUUUAUCAAAAAACUUAAUUAAAUUUUCAAAAACUAUGUCUAAAUGAUAUAUGGGUCCUUAUUUAUUUUUAGAAAAAAGAAUUAUUCAAAUAGGUUAAAUACUUUUGAAAUAGAGUGUCCAUUUCAAACCAAGUGUUUUGCUGGUUUUUUACAAAAUGGCCGAUUUUGUGCAGAAUUUUAGUAGGCUGUAACUGAAGGAAAAAAAAAGUUGCAAAAUCCUUUUGGGAUAUUUCUUACUAGUGGCACCUGCACGGUUUUGUCUGUGGUAGAAAAUUAAAAGGUUUUUUGGUUCGCCUGCAUAUUUACAAAUAAUGUAUGAUGAAUUUCUCGCCAAUUGGCUUGCCCAUUUUACAGUUCCACGUUAUGAUAAUUUGAUAAUUUACUCGUCCAUCUUAUGAUAAUUUUUGCUUGGGAAAAUGUUCUUAAAAUUGGAAUAGAAAAAGAACAAAAUCGAAUUUUCGACAUGACUACUGUGAAUGAUGUUCUUUAAAAAAAAAACGUUGUCAUUACUUAAGCCUUUCUUUUUUUUUUUGGAAAAAGUUUUGUUUGAGAGCAAUAGCAUAGUAAAAUGCAAUAGAGGGAACUCAGUUGACCAAAGUUGGUUGAGGUUAAGAAUUAACUUGCAGGAACCUGAACAAAACAUUUUUCUUGAUUUUAUUCUUUCUUUCAUAAGAAUGUUGUUGACGUGCUCAUAGUUAAUAUAAACUUCAUGGAUUUAUGGGGUGUCAUUGCCUCGAGAGGUUGGACUUCUUUAUUUACUUCACAUAGAAGACAACACAAGAAAGAUUCACAACACAAAGAGAAGAAAUAACACCCAGGGCACCAGUAGAAAUCGAACCCAUGAACUCCAGUAUAUGAAGCAAAGCUUCUACCCGAGAGCCAUAUAUAUAUAUAUAUACAUAUUAUAAGAAUCAUAAUUGUUAAUGAAAGUUCCCCAUCGUGUUCUCUAUUCAAGCAGUUACCAAUACAAGUAUUCUUCUUCAAACAUUUUGUAAGUUAACUCCUUCUAUCCUAUUUUUAUUCAUUUUUGUUUAUAACUUUUUUUUUAGUGAUAAAGAAAUAGUAAUAAUGUUUUAACAACUUCAGUGUAAUAGUUAUUUUACCCUUUAACUGGAUAUGACAAAAUAUUUUGUCAUACUAUGUAGAAAAGCUUCCAAUGUGAAACAUGUUGCACAUAAGUUUAUUUUCUGACCAACUCUUGCAAUUCACUUGAAAGUGGUUUAGUUGAACUGGUUUUGAAGCUCAUUUUUUUAAAUUUUUUGUAUUAAGUUCAUUUUAAAAGUUUUGUAAAAAAAUUUCAUUUAAAGUUUACUUCAUUUAAUAUUUUGUGAACUAUUUAAAGAAACAUCUGAUUGCUUAAUCUUUCAUAGGAGUGGUUCUAUUUGCAUGUUGUAGUCUCAUUAUCACUUUCCAAGCAGCUUUUCUGAUUUUCAGUUGAUAAUUAUUCAAUCAAAUGCAAAGAUACUCAUGCAGAUGUAUAAAAGGCCAAUCUGAAAUUCAAAUUUCAAAACAAUAUUCAUAGCGUUUACCUGCCAAAUGUUUUUUCAUGUUGAUUUAGAUGAAAAUUACAUCAUCUGUUAAUUUUUGAAGCUAUAUUUUUAUGCAAUAAUUCGAUAAUUGAUCUCAUUUUCAGUUUUUUGUACAUAAACUAUCAUUUACAAAUUGUUAAAAUGACUUGAAAACUGAUUAAAUAUAUUUUGCAUACACCUGUUUCAUAAUUAUCUCUUUUUGCAUUAUGUUUUUGAUGUCUUGUCCACAAAUAAUAAAUGCCGGUACAGACUUAACAUGAGAAUUCAACUUUUAUCUGUGAACUAUAAUAUGUAUUUUAU
Messenger RNA from Uloborus diversus, 4376 nucleotides. RefSeq names its product thioredoxin domain-containing protein 5 homolog. Gene Ontology annotation, cellular component: endoplasmic reticulum. Gene Ontology annotation, molecular function: protein disulfide isomerase activity. Bases 400 to 1587 code for a protein of 395 amino acids. The transcript is spliced from 11 exons. NCBI's taxonomy places the organism in Eukaryota, Metazoa, Arthropoda, Arachnida, Araneae, Uloboridae. Gene Ontology annotation, biological process: protein folding. The record is from RefSeq and is a predicted model, not a curated record.